Ochlerotatus camptorhynchus is the source of this 2864-nucleotide messenger RNA. It is a transcript of the gene muc, whose product is annotated as dihydrolipoamide S-acetyltransferase muc. Gene Ontology annotation, molecular function: dihydrolipoyllysine-residue acetyltransferase activity. Bases 311 to 1825 code for a protein of 504 amino acids. The transcript has 7 exons. The record is from RefSeq and is a predicted model, not a curated record. Gene Ontology annotation, biological process: pyruvate decarboxylation to acetyl-CoA. NCBI's taxonomy places the organism in Eukaryota, Metazoa, Arthropoda, Insecta, Diptera, Culicidae.
AGUUAUACGCGAAUAUCAUCUGUGUGGUGGGAUUUCAACGUCGCCGUCUCGUGUCUUCAUAGAUUGACCUAUCAAACGUCGCAAGAAGGUCGUGUACGGGUGGUAGUCGAUCGUCGCGGAUUGAUAGUGUUUUGCUUCCAGCCUCUCUAGGAAAGAAGUCCGAAGAAAAGUGCGAAGACCUUCAAGAUCUCCAGCUGCUAGCCGUGGGAUUCAACGACAACAGCAAACGCAUAUCAGCAUAUCCAGAUUCGUGCAAGUCGCCGGUCGGAUUUGAAGGUCGCUGGUCAAAAAGAAGUGGAAAAAGCGAGCAAUGUUGCGAACCAUCGCCGUACGGAACGAAAAGCUCCUGCUCCAGGGGCCAAGCAAGGUUCUACGGGGAACUGCCAGCAGAGCUCUGAGCUGUGAUGCUGUUCGGAAGUGCAACGUCCAAAAGAAUUCGCAAAAAUGGACGGGUGUAUCCAACGGUGCCAAACUGGCCUCGGUGUGGCAGGUGAAAUUUGUCCGUGGCUACUGCAGCAACUACCCAGCCCACAACAAGGUCCUACUGCCGGCUCUCUCACCCACUAUGGAGAUGGGUACGAUCGUCAGCUGGGAGAAGAAGGAAGGCGACAAGCUGAAUGAGGGUGAUCUCCUCGCCGAAAUCGAAACCGAUAAGGCCACCAUGGGCUUCGAAACUCCAGAGGAGGGUUACCUGGCAAAAAUCUUGAUCCAAGCCGGUCAGAAGGACGUCCCCAUCGGUAAACUGGUCUGUAUCAUUGUCGAGAACGAGGCAGACGUUGCCGCCUUCAAAGACUACAAAGACACUGGUGCUCCAGCAGCCAAGGCUGCGGCAGCUGCUCCCCCACCGCCGGCAGCAGCUCCACCAGUAUCAACUCCACCACCGGUUGCGGCUGCGCCUCCGCCAUCAUCAUCGGCUGCCGCUCCAAUGACUGCCGUCGAACAGCGUGGCCCACGAGUGUACGCCAGCCCGAUGGCGAAGAAGCUUGCAGAACAGCAAAGACUACGAUUGGACGGAAGAGGAUCCGGUUUAUUCGGCUCACUAACGUCUAAGGAUCUUGCAGGUAUGCAGGCAGCCGGUGCGCCGGAAGCCCGUGCCUCAGCAGGGGCUCCCAGCAUUCCGUCCGGUGCAGCCUUUAUUGAUAUUCCGGUGUCCAACAUUCGUGGCGUCAUCGCUAAGCGACUGCUCGAAUCGAAGACCACCAUUCCACACUAUUAUCUCACGGUGGACGUCAACAUGGACAACAUCAACAAGCUUCGCACCAAGUUCAACAAACAACUGGAGAAGGACGGCGUCAAGCUGUCGAUCAAUGACUUCAUCAUCAAAGCAGCAGCCAUGGCCAGUAAGAAGGUGCCGGAAGCAAACUCCGCUUGGAUGGAUACCUUUAUCAGACAAUUCGAUUCAGUGGACGUUUCGGUAGCAGUUUCCACGGAUCGUGGUCUGAUCACGCCCAUCGUGUUCAGUGCCGACCGGAAGGGAUUGUCAGACAUUUCCAAGGAUGUCAAGAGCCUGGCAGCGAAGGCUCGGGAUGGCAAGUUGCAACCUCAUGAAUUCCAGGGCGGCACCUUCAGCGUGUCCAAUCUCGGCAUGUUCGGUGUGACGCAUUUCUGCGCCAUUAUUAACCCGCCGCAGAGCUGCAUUCUGGCCGUUGGUGGAACCCAGAAGCGGAUCGUACCUGAUAAAGAUUCGGAACAAGGAUGGAAGCAAAGCGAUUACGUUUCGGUAACUCUAAGCUGUGACCACCGUACGGUGGAUGGUGCUGUUGGCGCACGCUGGUUGCAGUAUUUCCGCCAAUUCUUAGAGGAUCCCCACUCUAUGCUUCUGUAGGUGCAAAUUGAACUUCAACACACAAUGAAUAACCAUGCCUUAUUUGAAACAAAAGAAAAAGUACCAUCAACCCGCUCCACCAUCAGGUUUAUGUACAACUGAAGUCUCCGGGCAUCCGUACAAGUUAUCACAACCAAAACUUUCACUUGCAGAUUAAGUAGGAAAAUGUACAGUCAUCCACAGACAAGCAAAGCAUCGUUACCCUCUCCACCACAGUUCAAGUUUUUUUUUCUGGAGCAGCAUUCGUCCAUAUGCACCCCCAGUAUGAGACGCUCCGGAGACUUUGCAAUAACAGUCUGCCAAUAAACUAUUUAGUUAACCAGUCAGGUAGUAGUUACGAAACAAUCGUACAAAUAAGAAACAAAUGAUUAAGUGUAACGAAAAUUUAACAACAAAAAACUCAAUGAGGCAAAGUGGUCAUCAAUAUCUACCUAACCAUCCCAACCGUACGAAGAAUCUGUGAAAUUAAGAAAUCGACUUGUUUUGAACAAAGGGAAAAUAAUGUAUCUAAAUAGUCAGAACGGUUCUCAUUUUUAACUGCUUUCUCUAGAUUUCUUUUAGUAGUACUAAAAUCUAUUUAUUGGUUUCAGUUGAAGUAUAUUUACUCGAACAACUGUCACAGUCGAUUAGUUUAUGUCGAAGUAAAGUCGAUUAGAUCCACUCACGCAGCUUUAGAUGGCAUACAAAACACUAAACAACGACUUUUUUUUUCAAAAUUUUAACCAUUUCAAUCAAACCGCAUCGCAAACAUUAAGAAUUGACAUUUCUCGUUCGAUUCAUGCGGAUCCCUUCCAUUCACUCUGAACCGCCGAGAAAACUCGCAAUUGGAACGAUCGAAAACCUACCUUAGGGAAGCGUAACUACACCGGAUCGAUAUCGUGUCGGAACGAAUAUUAGCAAUUAUUUAAAUAUAUUUUCAAAAGCAAAUCCUUGCAGCACCAGUCUAAAGACAUAGUUUUUUGAACUACAUCAGGAGGGGAUAUUAAUGUUAGAGAAACAAUACGUCGUAAUAAAACGUUGCAAUGUCACAGCGUGUAAA